AUGCAAUGCCUAAAUCAACUACUUUCAACCAACUACCAGCAUUUUGGACUUGCACCGCCUAAUACUUGGCAAUACUACUCUAGUACUCUAAAAUCGAGUACUGCUCGCCGAAGAAUCAAGAUCAGUAACUCCUGCGAUCCUAGCUCCGGUCAUUGCCAGCUCAUCGAUAACGACAAACUCGGAGGGAGGUGGAUGGACUUUCAAGGAAUCAAGAAUUGGGACGGUUUGCUUGAUCCUCUAGACAAUGAUCUUCGCGAGGAAAUCCUAAGGUACGGAGAGUUUGUCGAAGCAGCGUAUAGCUGCUUCGACUUUGACACGUCAUCAUCCACGUAUGCAACAUGUCGGUAUCCCAAGGAUACGAUGCUGACACAGUGCGGACUGGGCCAGAGUGGGUACAAGGUAAUAAAAAACUUGCAUGCCACGUGUGCUGUUCAAAUGCCACGGUGGAUUGAUAGAUUCCCCAAGAUGGUGUCGCCGCGAUCCAGCUGGAUUGGUUAUGUGGCAGUAUGUGAUGAUGUGGACGAGAUUGCUCGGCUAGGUCGCCGAGACGUUGUGAUUGCUUAUAGAGGUACUGCCACUUGUUCAGAAUGGCUUGAAAAUCUACGUGCCACGCUGACUUGCUUGCCCGAUGACAUGGCACCUGAAAACAGUGAACCUAUGGUACAGAGUGGAUUUUUGAGCAUGUACACGUCGAAAAUUGAAGGUAAUAGAAGUUUACAAGAUACAAUAUUACAAGAAAUUGCCAGCAUUCUUAGUAAUUAUAGUGAUGAGACUCUGAGUAUAACACUUACAGGACAUAGCCUUGGAGCAGCCUUAGCUACACUUACAGCAUAUGAUAUAACAACAAAAUUUAAUCACUUGCCAAUGGUAACAGUGUUAUCAUUUGGAGGGCCUAGAGUUGGAAACAAGAGCUUUAGGUACCAGCUGGACAAAAAUGGUACGAAGGUACUCCGAAUUGUCAACUCUGAUGAUCCCAUAACAAAAGUUCCGGGAUUCGUGAUCGACGAUGAUGACAUGGCAAGCGAUGCCACGCUGACGAGAUUGCCAAGCUGGCUUGAAAAGUGCAUGGAAGAUACUCAGUGGGUGUAUGCUGAGGUGGGAAAGGAGCUUAAGUUGAGUAGCAAAGAUUCUCCACAUCACAUUAGCAAAGGAAAUGUGGCAACGUGUCACGAUUUGAAGACAUAUUUGCAUUUGGUGAACAAUUUUGUUAGCUCAUCGUGUCCCUUCAGGGCCACAGCUAAGAAAGUAGUAAAGAGAGAAUCACGUGAAAGAAAAGCAGCUCUUGGGAUUAUUGAAUGUGCCUUAUGCAAGGCUGCUGAUGAGGACGUGGACCAUCUCUUCUUCAAAUGCCCUUAUUCUAAGAAUUUGUGGACUAAGUUACUAGGCUGGCAAGGAGUGCAUCGACAGGCCCUAGGCUGGAAUGCAGAGCUAGCAUGGGCGGGUAAGUUUGUGACUGGGAAAAAUGCUAGAACUAUGGUGUACAGAAUGGUGUUGGCAAGCUGUGUCUACUUCAUAUGGCAGGAAAGAAAUAAUAGGAUAUUCCAGGACAGCGCUAGGCCUCAUGAAGUAUUAUGCAAGAUGAUAGUGCAGGAAAUACAUUUUCGGAGUGCCAGAUUCUCAAAACUGGCUGGUUGGGGUAUGUCCAACCUUUCUGGGGGUUCAAUUUGCUUGUACACAAAUCCCUUGGCGUUUAACUGA
Lycium barbarum (goji berry) is the source of this 1698-nucleotide messenger RNA. Its product is annotated as phospholipase A(1) DAD1, chloroplastic-like. The transcript has 4 exons. The coding region runs from base 1 to 1698 and encodes 565 amino acids. NCBI's taxonomy places the organism in Eukaryota, Viridiplantae, Streptophyta, Magnoliopsida, Solanales, Solanaceae. Gene Ontology annotation, biological process: lipid metabolic process. Gene Ontology annotation, molecular function: glycerophospholipase activity. The record is from RefSeq and is a predicted model, not a curated record.